Coregonus clupeaformis (lake whitefish) is the source of this 959-nucleotide messenger RNA. Its product is annotated as vacuolar ATPase assembly integral membrane protein vma21. The transcript is spliced from 3 exons. Bases 119 to 430 code for a protein of 103 amino acids. The record is from RefSeq and is a predicted model, not a curated record. NCBI's taxonomy places the organism in Eukaryota, Metazoa, Chordata, Actinopteri, Salmoniformes, Salmonidae. Gene Ontology annotation, biological process: vacuolar proton-transporting V-type ATPase complex assembly. Gene Ontology annotation, cellular component: endoplasmic reticulum membrane.
CAUGUGUUUGUCCCGUGAUCAAAUGCGGAAGUGUUAAAAUAACGGUCGCGACUACAGCCCACCGUCUGUCAAUUUCAUAUACAUUUUUGCUGCUUUAUUUGUUGUAUUUCUCACAGAAAUGGAAGGAUUCGCCAAAACAUCACUUAGCACCACGUAUGCUGGAGGCCCGGAUUUUAGAGGGAAUGACAGUUCUCUGGUCUCUGCUCUGAAGACUCUCCUCUUCUUCACCAUCCUGAUGGUCACUCUGCCCAUAGGACUGUACUUCGCAUCAAAGGCAUACAUCUUUGAAGGUUCCCUACAGAUGUCUAACUCAGACAGUUAUUUUUAUGCUGCCAUCGUAGCUGUGCUGGCCGUACACGUGGUUCUGGCCCUGUUUGUCUACGUGGCCUGGAACGAGGGCUCCACCAAGGGCAAGGGAAAACACGACUAACCCUAACCUGGCCCUGCUGUUGGCCCAGAGAAAAUCAUGGACCAAGAGAUGGAGGCCCAACCACCUCCAGCCCCCACCCCACCCGGCUUCUCUCCAACCCCCAGCCCAGCCCAGCAUCUCACGGCCUGCCAGCCAUGGAGGGGUGCAGACCGAGUCCAUCUGCUGGUGUUGAGAGAUAAUAAUAUACUGGGUGUUUUUGUGAGCUUUUGCUAGCUCAGUGUAUUAUUUUUUUAACAGACUGAACACCGCCCCUGUCUGUUAGAGGUUGUGUCAUAAACUGGACCCGGCCAGAGACGGGCUGUGAAAUGGAGAGCUAUUGUCUGUGUCCAACCCUAUUCCCUGUUUAAGGCCCGUAAGGCUCUGGUCAAAACUAGUGCAUUAUACAGAGAAUAAGGUGCCAUUUUUGUUUUCUGUUCUGUGUGACCAACGUCAUGUUGACAUCAUGUUGCCACUGCUGUUGUGGUUUGGAUCUGUCCUUCCUUGAGUUGACUCUAUUUAUUUUUUCAUUAAAGAAUGUGUUUUUGUGUGA